GCGAGGUGUGGACAUUUUCAGGAAUCCCGGGUGCGUUGUUUUAUUUCGUGUACUUGUCGUGAGCUUGCUACGCAACAUCGAAUCAAAUACGAAGAGAAUGUGUGGGCUCAGAGAAUGUGUACUUGUUUACUUUGCCGUUCUUGUAUUUGGAGUUUGCUCCAGUAACGGACAAGCUGGAAUUAAGGGUGUGCGGCUUGUGGGAGUUCCGACAGGAGGCGAGUGUUUUCGCGGUGGAUUGGCUAGCACCCUCUCUGGACCUAAAGGAUUCAAGGGCGACCGAGGAGAGCCUGGAGUGAAGGGUCAUCCAGGCCCAGCUGGACCAGAUGGACAGAGAGGACGUAAAGGUGAAGAAGGACCUCCUGGAGGUGACGGUCCUCAAGGAUUCAAAGGUGAUAAAGGAAAUACUGGCUCUUUCGGAGGCCCUGGCCCUAGGGGCCGUCAGGGAGUUCCUGGGGAACCUGGCCAUACUGGAGAGCCUGGUCAAAUGGGGUUGCCAGGUGAUGAUGGACUGCCAGGGUGUGAAGGAAGCAAAGGUGUGAAAGGAGAUAAGGGUGUCAACGGAGAUCUUGGCAUUAAAGGUAGAAAGGGUCAGAAGGGAGAACGAGGGUUGUCAGUUAUUGGCAGGAAAGGAAAUAAGGGUGACAAGGGGGAGAAAGGAUUUAUUGGUGAAAACGGACAAAAAGGCAACAAAGGUGAUCUUGGCCCACACGGACCAGAAGGGAAAGGCAGAAAAGGUGACAAAGGAGAGCCAGAAAAGGGAGAUGUUGGUGACAAAGGUGGGAAAGGAGAACCAGGACCUGGUGGACCCCCUGGAGAGAGAUUAAAAGGUCAGAAAGGAGAGACAGGUUUUAAAGGUGACCAAGGACCACCAGGGAAAGGAAUCAAAGGUGACAAAGGAAAGGGAGACAAGGGAAAUGUCGGUGACAAAGGCAGCAAGGGUGACAAAGGAAAGGGAGACAAGGGAGAUGUAGGUGACAAAGGCAGUAAAGGAGACGAAGGACGUGUUGGACCUCCAGGUAUGGGAAUGAAAGGUCAGAAAGGAGAGAAGGGUUUUAAUGGUGACCAAGGACCACCAGGGAAAGGAAUAAAGGGUGACAAAGGAAAGGGAGACAAGGGAAAUGUAGGUGCCAAAGGCAGCAAAGGAGACAGAGGACGUGUUGGACCUCCAGGUGCGGGAACGAAAGGUCAGAAAGGAGAGCCAGGAAUAGGUGGCAUAGGUCCGAAGGGAAACAAGGGGCGUGUUGGUGAUCCUGGUCUUCGAUGGAAAGGAGAAAAGGGCUCUGUUGGCCCCAAGGGGGUUAAAGGAGAUAUAGGUCCAAAGGGCGACCCAGGAAUUGGCUAUGCAGGUGGAAAAGGUGAAAAAGGCAUCAAUGGAACUAGAGGAGAUAAAGGACUCAAAGGUUCAAAAGGAGUAGGAGAGAAGGGAAAGAAGGGUGAGAUUGGGAGACCAGGUGUGAAAGGUGACAAGGGAGAGCGAGGAUGGACUGGUCAUAAAGGUCAGAAGGGUAAAAAAGGAAUUGCGGGUGCCAAGGGAGACAUGGGACAAAAAGGAAUGAUAGGACCAGAAGGAGUCAAAGGUAAAAAGGGAAGUAAGGGAGAGCUCGGACGACCAGGACCUUCAGGACCAACAGGCAAAGGGAUUAAGGGUGACCAAGGAAUCAAAGGCAUGAAAGGUUCACCAAGUGGUGGAACUAAGGGAGAUAAAGGAAAUAAAGGUAGACGUGGUGAUAUGGGUGACAAAGGACAUAAGGGACCACCAUAUGAAAAGGGUUUGAAAGGUCAAAAAGGAGAAAAGGGAGACCACGGACAUACAGGUCCUCCAGGACCUAAAGGUAGAAGCAUUGUAGGACCAAUGGGACUAAAAGGAGUCAAGGGUGAUGGUACAGUUGGUGCAAAAGGAAACAAGGGAUUUAAAGGUGAUCAUGGUCAUCAGGGUGAGCCAGGAGAACCAGGUGUUGGUGAUGUUGGCCCACCUGGUCCAAUAGGCAUGAAAGGAGACAAAGGUGACAGGGGUCCAAAGGGACUGCCAGGACAAGGUUUAAAGGGUGUGAAGGGAGACAAAGGUUUCAAAGGCAGAAAUGGUGACGACGGUCCACCAGGGCCAUCACAGCAAGGUCCGAAGGGAGCAAAAGGAGACAGGGGAAGAGAAGUGAAGGGUGAACCAGGAGGGAAAGGUGAUAAAGGUGGACGAGGUACAAAGGGCUCAGAUGGUCGUCCUGGUAUUGGGGAGAUUGGCCCUCCUGGUCCAAAAGGAGACAAAGGUGGACGAGGUACAAAGGGCUCAAAAGGCCCUCUUGGUAUUGGGGAAAUUGGCCCUCCUGGUCCAAAAGGAGACAAAGGUGGACAAGGUACAAAGGGCUCAGAUGGCCCUCCUGGUAUUGGGGAAAUUGGCCCUCGUGGUCCAAAAGGAGACAAAGGGGAAAUAGGUGAAAAAGGACAGAGAGGCCAACGAGGGCCAAUUGGUCCCAUUGGCCCAAAGGGAGAGAAAGGUUCUAAGGGUGUGCAAGGGAUCGUGGGACCACCUGGACGGAAUGGCAUUCCUGGACCAAGAGGGCCAUAUGGAACCAUUACUAUUGUUCGACACAGCCAAACUGCAAGUAUUCCAGACUGCCCACGUGGAUUUUCAGCACUCUAUUCUGGCUACUCGUUUGUCUUUGCUCAUGGAUUUGGUUUAGCACAAGGUCAAGAUCUAAGUCGAAGUGGCUCGUGUGUACAGAAAUUUGUAGAAAUACCAUUUGUGGCAUGCAGUGGUGGACUUUGUGAUUCUAGAAUGAGAGAUGGAUACAGUUACUGGCUUGCUGUGAAUGGACUCAAUCAACCUAAUGGAGGCAAUAAUGCUGGCUUUAUAAGUCGAUGCAGAGUCUGUGAAGGCAGUGCUGCGGUUAUUACUUUGCACAGCCAGCUGCAAGCCACGCCUUCUUGUCCUUCAGGAUAUGUUAGUCUUUGGAAUGGGUACAGCUAUUACAUGAAUUCUGGUGUGACUGGGGAAGGCAGUGGUCAAGAUCUUGCUUCUCCUGGGUCGUGUCUGGAAAUGUUUGCUGCUAUACCGUUUGCUGAAUGCAACAGCCAUAAUCGAUGUCAGCGUCAGACAUCAAAUCGUGGCUAUUGGUUAGCUGCGACGGAUGUCAAACAUGACUCAAGUGUCCCAAGUAACUCAGACCAGGCAGCUCAAAGAAUAGGCAGGUGUCGAGUAUGUGCUCGAAGUGACUAAUUGACUAUUAAGUUGAAGAACAAAUAAUAUAACGUUGUUAUGUGUAUUUGUAGCAUAGUUUCUAUUUCUGAUUAUUAGACUAGACUUAGUGAAGUUUAGCUGGUACUUUUGAUGAAGUGCAAGAAAUUGUUUUCGGCAUAUUGAAAUACUGGCUGGACUUAGUAUGAACAUGGGGUUGAAAUGUUAAUUGUGAUAAGGUGUAUAGUUUAUCGUUAUGUUUGUUUUUGGAUUAAUCAGAAAGCUGAGGUUUUGAA
This is a messenger RNA of Corticium candelabrum, 3465 nucleotides long. Its product is annotated as collagen alpha-1(IV) chain-like. Lineage: Eukaryota; Metazoa; Porifera; Homoscleromorpha; Homosclerophorida; Plakinidae. Gene Ontology annotation, cellular component: extracellular matrix; collagen trimer. The record is from RefSeq and is a predicted model, not a curated record. Gene Ontology annotation, molecular function: extracellular matrix structural constituent. Bases 98 to 3211 code for a protein of 1037 amino acids. The transcript has 44 exons.